Molecule: messenger RNA, 1878 nt
Organism: Eriocheir sinensis (Chinese mitten crab)
Lineage: Eukaryota; Metazoa; Arthropoda; Malacostraca; Decapoda; Varunidae
Exons: 5
Coding region: 1-1878 (625 amino acids)
Source: RefSeq, a predicted model, not a curated record
AUGACCAACUUAAAAAUCCUAACAGCGAACACACUCCUCACUCCUGAUCACCGGCCAUCCAACACAAUCCUCGCCCCUGAUCACCGUACACAUAACAAACCCUACGCCCCUGAUCACCAGCCACCCAACACUCCCCACGCCCCUCAUCACCAGCCACCCAACACUCCCCACGUCCCUGAUCACCAUCCAUCCAACAAUCCCCACGCCCCUGAUCACCAGCCACCAUACACUCCCCACGCCCCUGAUCACCAUCCACCCAACACUCCCCACGCCCCUGAUCACCAGCCACCCAACACUCCCCACGCCCCUGAUCACCGGCCACCCAACACUCCCCACGCCACUGAUCACCAGCCACCCAACACUCCCCACGCCCCUGAUCACCAGCCACCCAACACUCCCCACGCCCCUGAUCUCCAGCCACCCACCACUCCCCACACGCCCCUGAUCACCAGCCACCCAACACUCCCUACGCCCCUGAUCACCGGCCACCCAACACUCCCCACGCCCCUGAUCACCGGCCACCCAACACUCCCCACGCCCCUGAUCACCGGCCACCCAACACUCCCCACGCCCCUGAUCACCAGCCACCCAACACUCCCCACGCCCCUGAUCACCAGCCACCCAACACUCCGCACGCCUCUGAUCACCGGCCACCCAACACUCCCCACGCCCCUGAUCAACGGCCACCUAAUACUCCCCACGCCCCUGAUCACCAGCCAUCCAACACUCCCCACGCCCCUGAUCACCAGCCACCCAACACUCCCCACGCCCCUGAUCACCGGCCACCCAACACUCCCCACGCCCCUGAUCACCAGCCACCCAACACUCCCCACGCUCCUGAUCACCGGCCACCCAACACGCCCCACCCACCCAACACUCCCCACGCCCCUGAUCACCGGCCACCCAACACUCCCCACGCCCCUGAUCACCGGCCACCCAACACUCCCCACGCCCCUGAUCACCGGCCACCCAACACUCCCCACGCCCCUGAUCACCAGCCACCCAAUACUCCCCACGCCCCUGAUCACCGGCCACCCAACACUCCCCACGCCCCUGAUCACCGGCCACCCAACACUCCCCACGCCCCUGAUCACCGGCCACCCAACACUCCCCACGCCCCUGAUCACCGGCCACCCAACACUCCCCACGAACCUGAUCACCGGCCACCCAACACACCCCACGCCCCUGAUUACCGGCCACCCAACACUCCUCACGCCCCUGAUCACCGGCCACCCAACACUCCCCACGCCCCUGAUCACCGGCCACCCAACACUCCCCACGCCCCUGAUCACCGGCCACCCAACACUUCCCACGCCCCUGAUCACCGGACAUAUAACACACCCCACGCCCCUGAUCACUGCCACCCAACACACCCACCCUCCCAACACUCCCCACGCCCCUGAUCACCGGCCACAUAACACACCCCAUGCCCCUGAUCACCGACCACCCAACACUCCCCACACCCAACACUCCCACGCCCCUGAUCACCGGCUACCCAACACUCCCCACGCCCCUGAUCACCGGCCACUCAACACUCCCACGCUCCUGAUCACCGGCCACCCAACACUCCCCACGCCCCUGAUCACCGGCCACCAAACACACCCCACGCCCCUGAUCACCGGCCACCAAACACAACCCACGCCCCUGAUCACCGGCCACCCAACACUCCCCACGCCCCUGAUCACCGGCCACCCAACACUCCCCACGCCCCUGAUCACCGGCCACCCAAUACUCCCCACACCCCUGAUCACCGGCCACCCAACACUCCCCACGCCCAUGAUCACCGGCCACCCAGCACUCCUGACGCCCCUGAUCACCUGCCACCCAACACUCCCCACGCCCCAGAUCACCGACCACCAAACACACCCACGCUCCUGA